AUGUACCUCAUUCAUGAACAUUUUCAGGGAGAGUUGAUUGAAGAUAAUGAGGAGAUAGAGGAAUUGAGUGAAGUUGAGGAGAAAAAUCAUAUCAGAAGUGGAGAAAAACCCAAACAGAAAGAUUUAAAGAAAAGAAGAGCCAAGAAAUCUUUCACCUGCACUCAGUGUGGAAACAGUUUCCCACGCGGAUGUCUUCUCAAGCGACACAUGGCCGUUCACACUGGAGAGAAACCGUUCACUUGUGAUCAGUGUGGAAAGAGUUUUACACGAUCAUCAACCCUUAUGUUACACAUGAACAUUCACACUGAAGAGAAACUCUACACGUGUGAUCAGUGCGGGAAAGCAUUUUUGUGGUCUUCAAACCUGACAACACACCUUAAACUUCAUGCAAAGGAGAAGCCACAUUCAUGUCAUUUGUGUGGAAAGAGUUUUUCAUUAAUACAAUACUUGAAACUACAUCAGAAAAUACAUACUGGUGUGAGAGAGUACAUGUGCUUUGAGUGUGAGAAGACUUUUAUUUCAGCGCAGUGUUUAAAACUGCAUGAGAGGAUCCACACUGGAGAGAAACCUUACGCAUGUGGUCAGUGUGGGGAGAGUUUCUCACAAUCAGCAAACCUUAAGUAUCACAUGAACAUCCACUCUGGAGAAAAACCUUAUAAAUGUUCACACUGUGACAAGAUAUUCAGUCAGUCAGGAAAUCUGAAAAAACAUGAGAGGAUCCACACUGGAGAGAAACCGUAUCACUGCACUGCAUGUGGGAAGUGUUUCACUCAUUCAUCUGCUCUACACAGUCAUACAAAAAACAUUCACAGUAAGUAG
Sinocyclocheilus grahami is the source of this 819-nucleotide messenger RNA. RefSeq names its product zinc finger protein 239-like. Gene Ontology annotation, molecular function: DNA-binding transcription factor activity, RNA polymerase II-specific. Gene Ontology annotation, cellular component: nucleus. The transcript is spliced from 2 exons. Gene Ontology annotation, biological process: regulation of transcription by RNA polymerase II. The record is from RefSeq and is a predicted model, not a curated record. The coding region runs from base 1 to 819 and encodes 272 amino acids. Lineage: Eukaryota; Metazoa; Chordata; Actinopteri; Cypriniformes; Cyprinidae.